CCUGGAGGCGCGCCCCGCUCCGCUAGCUCGCUCCCUCGCGGCCCGCAAGCCCCUUGGGCGCAGCGGGAGGCGCCCCGGCGGCGCGGAGCAGCGCAGGAGCGGGCGGCGCGGCGACCGCGCGGGGCGGAGCGGGCGGGGCCCAGCACUCGUCCCCCGCGCCCGGCGGCCGCCGCCAUGAGCGGCUCCUCGGGCACCCCGUAUCUGGGCAGCAAGAUCAGCCUCAUUUCCAAGGCGCAGAUCCGCUACGAGGGCAUUCUCUACACCAUCGACACCGACAACUCCACCGUGGCGCUCGCCAAAGUGAGAUCCUUUGGUACCGAAGAUCGUCCUACAGAUAGGCCUGCUCCCCCAAGAGAGGAAAUUUACGAGUACAUCAUUUUCCGGGGAAGUGACAUCAAAGAUAUCACUGUGUGUGAACCUCCGAAAGCUCAGCACACUCUCCCUCAGGACCCUGCCAUCGUUCAGUCUUCUCUGGGCUCUGCCUCCGCCUCGCCCUUCCAGCCGCAUGUGCCUUACAGCCCCUUCAGAGGGAUGCCGCCCUACGGCCAGCUGGCAGCCAGCUCCCUGCUCAGCCAGCAGUAUGCUGCGUCCUUAGGUCUAGGAGCUGGCUUUCCUUCUGCCCCUGUUGGCAAGAGCCCCAUGGUGGAACAGGCUGUCCAGACUGGCUCUGUCGAUAACCUGAAUGCCAAGAAGCUGUUACCUGGCAAGGGCACCACAGGGACGCAACUCAACGGUCGCCAGGCCCAGCCAAGCAGCAAGACCACUGGCGAUGUAGUCCCACCGGCAGCUGUGCACACUCAAGGGCAGGUGAAUGACGAGAACCGAAGACCUCAAAGGAGGCGGUCAGGCAACCGGCGAACAAGAAAUCGCUCUAGGGGGCAAAACCGUCCAAGUAAUGUCAAAGAGAACACGAUCAAGUUUGAAGGUGACUUCGAUUUUGAGAGUGCAAAUGCUCAGUUCAACCGAGAGGAGCUUGACAAAGAAUUCAAGAAGAAGCUGAAUUUUAAAGAGGACAAAGCUGAGAAGGGGGAAGAGAAGGACCCAGCCGUGGUGACUCAGAGUGAUGAAACUCCUGCUGAAGAAGACCUCCUGGGGCCCAACUGCUACUACGAUAAAUCCAAGUCAUUCUUCGACAACAUCUCCUCUGAACUCAAGACCAGUUCCAGGCGUACAACAUGGGCUGAAGAGAGGAAGCUCAACACGGAGACCUUUGGCGUGUCAGGGAGGUUCCUCCGCGGUCGUAGUUCCCGUGGUGGGUUCCGUGGAGGAAGGGGCAACGGGACAACCCGGCGCAACCCGACUUCCCACAGAGCUGGGACUGGCAGGGUGUGAAGAUGCAGCCUGAGCUCCUGCUGAAGAGCACAGAAGUGACGCUGUGUACAUAAGGAUACCACAGAAAUGCUCUGCACUUAACAGGGAAGGAGUGGGUCCCAUUUACUGAGUUGGAAAAUUCCCAUACUGCUACUUAUGUUUUGGACUUAACUGAACUUAGACGUGGUCUGAGUUAAAACCACUUGUUUUUUGGGAAGUAUUCAUGGGUAACCUCUUUGAGGUAUCUUGACCUACGUUUCCUUUUUGGUUGCGCAUAGCCUAAUUCUAAGGUUUUGGCAUUUUCUAUAGCGAAGGUUUGAUCCUCACUUUGUGACUUUUCUUUUUUUAUGACAGCUUUGACUUUUAAAGUGGAACCAAAUCUCAUUUGGCACAUGUGGCCAAGUGCAUUUCUGUAACCCAUCUAGCCCCUGGUGCUGCUGGCCUGGCACCCCACCCCCCCACCGUCAUUGGUAGGGUCUCAGGAGCCUGGCAGGGCCAGCACAGGGUGGGCCGGACAUAUGCGUGGGUGGGGCAAAGGCAGGGAAAGGGAUAUCCCAUGAAUCAUGUUGUGUAACAAACCGAGUGAUGUUGUUAGGGUUGGGGGCUGGCAGAGGGUGGUGGACUUGGUGGUACUGGGAAGGGACCCUGAACGUUACCUAUGCAGAGCCUGGCUUCCACGGGCACUGAGGCUAAGGGUUGAAACCCUGAACCACCCCAUACAAUGUUCCCCUGGCUCUCCUGUCCUGUCCUUACCAGCCUCUGACCCAGGUCAGUGUUGGACUCUUGUCCUCAUCCACUUGGAAAUGAGCCAGUCUUUUUUUGCAAGGUCAGUUGACCUUUUUUCCUCUGGAUUGUAAAUAGUUCUUGUGUGUUUGUUUUAAAGGUGGGUGGAGGGAGGGUGGGGAAUAUAAAUUUGUUGCAUGAGUAAGAUGGGUCAGACCUCCAGUGUAAGCAUGCAUCCUUCUGAUUGACAGGGCAUUUUGUUGAAAAUAAGCACCUUGGUAACUAAACCCCUUUAAAUAGCUAUGAAGGCUUUAGUUCUGUAUUAAGUCAUUGUAAAUGCUUGGGUUUAUUUUUGUAGGACUUCAUGGCUGAGAAGUAGAACAUAGCAUUGCCACUGCUUUGUUGGGGAAAUGUAAAUUGUAAUUAUAAAUAAAUAUGCAAACCCUUAAAA
Messenger RNA from Marmota flaviventris (yellow-bellied marmot), 2485 nucleotides. RefSeq names its product LSM family member 14B (gene Lsm14b). The record is from RefSeq and is a predicted model, not a curated record. Gene Ontology annotation, molecular function: mRNA binding. Lineage: Eukaryota; Metazoa; Chordata; Mammalia; Rodentia; Sciuridae.